Molecule: messenger RNA, 924 nt
Organism: Fulvia fulva
Lineage: Eukaryota; Fungi; Ascomycota; Dothideomycetes; Mycosphaerellales; Mycosphaerellaceae
Exons: 1
Coding region: 1-924 (307 amino acids)
Source: RefSeq, a predicted model, not a curated record
AUGUCGUCCUUCCACGCGCCAGUGCCGGAACAUGGAGCUACUCGGGAUGGAACAAAGAGGUGGCUCUCGCAGAAGACUCGGGAGCUUGGCGAACGGGCUCGGAAGAAGACGCUUGCUGAUAAAGGGUCGAAGCAGGGUGGAGAAGCAGAAGUGAAGUUGGAAUAUGAGCAGCCAGGACAUUAUGAGGCAAGCGUUGCGUCCAGCCCGCCGUUGCCGACCUCGGGCGGAAGAAGAGCACAAAAGUCUCGGUCCAGCAGCACUGAGCCUGAAGAUGUGGAAGUCGGGUAUAAAGUCACAAACCACAGAAGGCGCAUAAAGACGGCGGGUAGAACGCCUGCCAGCGAGCCAUUAGAGCUGGCCGAGCCCCGGAAGCGACUCGGAGGACCUCUGUCUCCCGGAGCCAGUGCAGCAAAACCGGGUCUAGACAGACGUACGGCGUGCUACCUGCGGGUCUUGCGAGACUUGGAAUUGCACGACGAAACAGUCAGUGGCGCCAUCGCGGAGCUUGUCAACUCAAGCUUGAAGGACGUGGUGAUCUCAUCCAAUGUCAUCGUCACGAGCCAGGUGCCACAGAUCGUGGAGCAGCUCCGCCAGAACGGCGUCAGUGCUUCCAAAUGUCAAGAGGUGACGGCUAGGCUGCAGCGUGCUGAGGCAAAGCAGCUUGCGAGGCGCAUCGCAGGCUUAUUCUCCGACCAGGACAUGCUGGACAGCGUGUCUGAUGCGCUUUGCACAGAGCUGGAGAAAACAACGUCGGCCGGGAGCUUGGUCUCUACUCAAUCCAGGAGAUCGGCCUCGCCUCGUGCAGCCUCUAUCCUGACGGCGCUCGCCGGGCCUGACAGCUCGCAAGACCGUCGAGCGCCAAAGCGGGCAAGGACUGCAGCGGCAGACUCGGCGGAUAUUGUGCAGAGAGCGUGCCCACCGUAA